Molecule: messenger RNA, 2889 nt
Organism: Pediculus humanus corporis (human body louse)
Lineage: Eukaryota; Metazoa; Arthropoda; Insecta; Psocodea; Pediculidae
Product: rfx5, putative
Exons: 5
Coding region: 1-2889 (962 amino acids)
Biological process (GO): regulation of transcription by RNA polymerase II
Molecular function (GO): RNA polymerase II cis-regulatory region sequence-specific DNA binding; DNA-binding transcription factor activity, RNA polymerase II-specific
Source: RefSeq, a predicted model, not a curated record
AUGUCGCCGCUUAACCCGUUAGGAAAUCGUCAGGAAAUACAACAAACGAUUGUUUGGAUAAAAACUCAUUUGGAAGAAGAUAGCGAGAUCUCGAUUCCCAAACAAGAUGUUUACGAUCAGUAUUUAAAAUACUGCGAAAACGUAACAAUGAAACCUUUAUCGACGGCAGAUUUUGGUAAAGUUAUGAAACAAGUUUAUCCGGGUGUCAGACCGCGACGUUUAGGUACGAGAGGAAAUUCGAGAUAUUGUUAUUCUGGAAUGAGAAAUACCAGUAAAUUACCGACGCCGGUAUUACCACUGUCAACAAGUACUGAAAAUUUAAAUUCUAAUGGCGACGUAAAUGACGAAAACAAAUUUAAAAAAAUUGAAAAAUCUAAAAGAAAAUGGACAUCACAAAAUUUUCGAAAUGAAAAAUCCGAUCAAGUUAAAACACCGAAAAAAAUUAAAUCGGAAAGUGAUGGCAUCGAAUGCAGGAAAAGUGCAGAUGAAAAAGUCAACGACGACACCGGUUUGGAAAAAAUAAAAUGCGAAAGAAAAUCGGAAAAUCCAUUUAGUGCCUUUGAUUUAGAAUUUUCUAAUGCCUUUGAAAAAUAUGUUAAAAAAGAUGUUAAAAUAGAUAAAAACUCGAGUUCGAAUUCUGAAAAAAAAAAUACAACCGAUCAUUACGAAAAAGAAAAAGUACCUGAAAUUACGGAAAAACAAAUUAAAAUAGAAGAAAAUGGGACCACGUCAAAUGAAAAUCAAACGUCAUCGUCGAAUGAGAAAGAAGAAAAAGGAAAAUCGUCGAACAAUCGUAAAACGAAUUUAAAAACGGAAAUUAAAAAGGGGGCAAAAAUAAAAUCGAUGAAAUCGAAACCGUUAAAAAAAUCCGCUUCUCUGUCUAAAGCCACGAAAAAUUACAAGAAAUCAUACGUUCCGAUACAACCGAAACCCGUCGAAGAAUCAAAAUCAUUCUGCGUUCGAUUCGAAAAAAACAACGUGUAUUCGGAAAAGAAUGAAAAAGGGGGAGAAUCGAAAUCAAGUGAAGGGGGGGUAACAUUAUUAGACGAAAACGAUUCGCAAGAACCCGAAGAGGAAAUAGCUCGAUAUUUUAAACAUUUAGACGAAAAUGAAUUGAACACCAACAGGCUCGUCGAUCAAGCCGUGAAAUUUUUCAAUACGACUCCGGUGCAAUCGAUGGAUAACAUCUCGGAAAUAAUGGCGAAUCCGACAAAUCCUACGCCUUUAAUCGGAAGCGGAGAUUCCCUCGGUCAACCUGUUCAACAACAAUUUCUAAGAAGUCAAAGCUGUUUCGAAGUUCAUCGGGAGGUAUUCAAUACGGAAGAGAAAAGAAAUUCUACGAUGCUUACUCGGAGUCAAAGCUCGGUUGAACUUCCCACGUCGAUCGAUCCUGUCACCAAUCGCGAAACAUCCAAUCCGGGUUCAGAAGACAAAAAGAAAAAAAUAUCACACCUGAGAAUACUAUUGGAAAGAUCGAUAUCUUCGGAUUCGAAAAAUCAACAAUAUCCGUGUUCAGUGAAGAGUCACGGAAAUUUAUUACAUAAUAAUAAUAAUAAUAAUAAUUCCGGAAUCCCCGACACGUCGCCUUCACAUAAUUUCAUAUCAAAUGCGAAUGAUUGUAAUAAAAUGGAAGGAACGGAAACAAAUUUGUUGCCUUCGAAUGUUAAAGUUGUAGAUAGAAAUAAAAUAAAAUUAAACGGGUUUAAAGUACUGAGCAAGGGGCCUUCAUUUGUACCGCAAAGUCCAAACAUGCGAACAAAAUAUUUUAAUUUUACUCCGAUAUCGCCGGGACCACAGUCUCCCCAUCAUAAAACACCAUCAUCAUCCGCGAGUCCAUUUUUAAGUCCGGGUAACACGCCAGUGCCUAGAUCGAAACAAAAUUCUCAAAACGAUAGUUUUUUGUCACCGUUGGGUAGAAAAUCCGGGGUAGUUCGGUCGAAUUUUCCCGGGAAAAAUAACUUGCAAAUAAUGGAAAAUGCAAAUUUUCCACUCAAUUCUCCAUUUUCCAUAACGACGUCAUCAACGAGUUCAAAUUUCAUAUCGAACGAAUCAUUUUCAAUAGAAGUUCAAAAAUUAUUAGAUAACAAUUGUAAAAUGGUGACGGGAAAUCAAAUAGCAACGAUACGAUCACGUUCGGUACCAUUGAAUAGAAUGAUAAGCGAAAGUUCUUGGAUCCCCAAUCAAUGUUCUUCUAUUUACACCGAUUUUUGCAACACGGUUAAUUCUGUCGAGGGUGGUAAAUUAUCAGGCUUGAUAAUGCCCAACAGCACGGUGGUAGACGGUUCGAACAAGUCUCUAACAUCAAAUUUAUCAUCGGGUUUCAUCAACGGUGAUGAAAUAUCGAAUUUAAGUUCGUCCGGAUCACUUAGCAGCGAAUUAUUUUCGAGUGGUACCACUACGUCGGUUGUAGGAACGCCACAAAUGGAAAAUAAAUUUUUCGUAAAUGAUUUUGGACGAAGAUCGAACGAGGAUAGUUUCGUAGACGGUCAAUCUUUCAAUAAUGACAAUUCAACAUUUUCAAAUAAAUUGGAUUUGAAUUGCGGGGGGGAAGGGUUCGAAACGACAUUUUCAACGGAUGCCGAUACCGGGAUAACGGAUACCAUAAAAUCGUACUUGCCAGAUUUUGAAAAUUUAGACGAUAAUACAGGGGAUCACGUGGAAAAUGUAGAAAACGAUAACAACGGAAACGAUAGAAAAUUAUUUUUAAACGAAGGGGGUAAUGAAAAUAUAAAAGAUCCAGUAAUAACAUCAUUUAAACCCGUUAUAAUGAACGAUUUAUCAAAUUCUCCAGGUUCUCCAGUUCUUAAUAAUUUUUUCACAUCAAAUACAACAAAAAUAAACGAUGAAAGUCAACAACACCUGAUUGAAUUUUUCAAUUUCGAAGAUUAG